Messenger RNA from Diachasmimorpha longicaudata, 2191 nucleotides. RefSeq names its product XK-related protein 6. The transcript has 4 exons. The record is from RefSeq and is a predicted model, not a curated record. Gene Ontology annotation, cellular component: membrane. The coding region runs from base 560 to 1924 and encodes 454 amino acids. NCBI's taxonomy places the organism in Eukaryota, Metazoa, Arthropoda, Insecta, Hymenoptera, Braconidae.
CCAUGUGAACGAUAGAUGGGUCUAUCGGGUCACGUGACGUCAGUGGAGACAUCUGGAAAAAUGGCUCCCACAUUCAAAAGACGAGUAAGAGAACCCUGGGAAUUUACUUCUAAAUGAUGAAAUUGUAAAUCAACUGGUAGAAAAUAUUUCACCGAAUUAUCAGGGUAAUAAUCCUCGUGACAGCCCUUCACCAAUCCUGUCACGAAUUUAUUUCUGAAAAAUUCCUGCAACUGUCCGUCAUGUAAAAGGGUAUUUAAUUAUGAAUAAACUAUUAGUUCUCAAACUACAAAAUUUCACUCCUGAACUAUUUCAAAUAUUUCCAAACGAUUGGCAUUAGCUCUAUCUGAAAAUUGAGAAUUUGAUUGCUAACUGUGCAUGUGUCUAUCUAUAGGUGUUACACAUUUGCGGGUCGUGAAGUGACAUGACAUAAACAAAGAAGCGGUCCCUCUCAAAUGUAAACCUCAGUGUCAGUGCGAGAGUUUUUUUCGUUUAGUUUCUCUUUUCAUGUUAUUUUUCCUGAGAUAGUAAAAAAUCGUAGCAGUAGGAUCUCCAGGACAAAAUGUCGACGGAAAAUCAGGAGCCGGAAAGACUGCCUCUGGAUCCUCUUCCCCUGGAGCAGCAUGAACGACCAGGGGUAAACGGUAACGUUGGCUUAAGCGUCCUGGAUGCUGUAUUCCCAGUCACAGACCUUGAUUUCGAUGCUGGAGAUAUUCCCAGCAGCAGAGCACUCGUCAGUCUCUGUGACCUUUUUUGGAUCGUUUUCUCAAUUGUCAUGCAUCUUGUGGAUUGCGGUAUGGAUCUGAAUUUAGCUACAUCUUAUUUGAUGGCUGAACAGUAUGAUAAUCUCAUUUGGACCUGCAUAUUUAUACUCACUCCAUCGUUAGUAAACAUUAUGAUAAGUAUUCAGAUGUCAGCACAGGAUCGUCAGACUAAUCAAGUAUCUGAGAAAGACAAAUGCAAUUACAGUGAAUUGGUGCGAUGUUUUCUACUAUGGCCUUUCAUCCUCAUAUUCCAAUUGGCACCUGUACUUCGUCAUUUAGAUAAUCUGGCAUACGCUUUUAAAUCGUAUCGUGCCAGAAAAAACGGGGAUCAAUCGAAUCAGAAGAAAUAUUAUCUCAAAAUGCUGAAGGAGGAACAAGACAUUGCACUCAUGAGAGUACUGGAAUGUUUCUUAGAGGCGGCUCCUCAUCAAGCCUUGCAGCUGACAAUCAUGAUGAGGCAUUAUCAAAGCACCCCCAAAGUGAAUUUACAUUUUGUUCACCAAACUCUCAGUAUUGCAAGCUCUCUAGCAGGCAUGGGUUGGGCGAUGUCUAGUUAUCAUCGCAGCAUAAGAAAAGCCCAACAGGACAAAGAGAACAUCAGUGCCAUCGGGAAUUGGAUGCAAUUCUUCUGGCAUUUCUUGAUCACAAUAUCUCGAGUAGUGGCUAUAGCAGCAGCCGCGACAAUAAUGCCUCUUUACACCGGCAUUGCCUUGGGUGUUCAUUGGCUCUUCAUGAACAUUUGGAUAAACCUGAAGCCUUCAGGUCUCCAUGAAUUUUGUCGAGACCGUAACAAACCACCCCACAGCCGUCCAACAAUCGUUGAAAGUCUCAAGUCGUAUUUACUCGCCGCAAUAUUUGGUCUCGUUCAUAUUUUCACUUAUUUUAAACUAGUUGAUGGACCAACGUACUGGAAACAUAUAAUCUACUACUCCUUUUGUUUCCUGGAGAAUGUGAUAGCCAGCAUGGGUUGGAUCUUCCUCAGGGAUAAUGUUGCGAUCAUACGCUGGUACCAUGAGCUUGUUCCAGUCACAUGCAUUGUACCAUUUAUCAUUGGAAUAUUUAUAAUGAUUAUUUAUUACAAAGGGUUUCAUCCAUCGAUGAAAAAUAUGAUCAAUAAGACUGAUCAGCACACUGACGAAAAUAACAGAAAUCCCGCAGUAUAAUAUUGGUGCAUAUUUAUACAUCUGUAUUACAUAGAUCAAUUGCUUAAUUGAUCACUUGCUCAGAGUAUCUCCAUGACUGAACAUCCCAACGAUUUUAUGAUCUUUUUAUAUUUUUAUACGACAAAUGUGCAUUUAAUAGAAGAAUAUUAUUGAUUGAUAUCUAAUGACAGAAUAAACCAGUGACUAUGUGUAAUUGGCUGCAAUUUUUUUCCCUUCUUGUACAGAAAAUAUAAAUUUUCAAUUGAUUCGAUCGAAGUAUGGACGAAU